AUGUCCGGCAUAUCAUCUGAAAGCGGCAGCGGCGGCGGCGGAGGAGUAUCAAGUCGCGUUGCGCGGUUCCUUCCAUGGACGAAACGAGACGGCGUCAGGUCUCCAUCCAGCCCCGAAGGCGGCGUGCCGACCGCUUCCACGGGAGCUGCUGGCGGCUCCGCGGCCGGCCGUCCCUCUUCCGGCGCCGGCGUGAGCGGAGCCGGCAGCAGUUUAAUUGCUCCGGCAAUGAAGCUGGUGGGAGGACGCUUAUUGGACGGCGUUACCGGCGAGGGCGCGGUAAAUAGCAGCCCUAAGCGGACACCUCACGGGGAAAAAUCGCGGGGCUCUUCGGGUUCCGCCACUUCCGGAGAUUCCCGCCGGUCCAGAGGCGGAGGAGUGUUAGGUAGAUCGGUUCCCGCCCCGCUCGUCCUGCCGUUCGCAAAUCGCCUCUCCGCAUCUGCCUCCCCGUCCCGCCAUCCUCCCGCGUCCCCUUCCUCCGCCACCCUCCCCUUCCCGACUUCCGCAGCAACGUCCGUUUCCGCCCCAUCCUCCACCUCCGCUUCCCCAUCUCUGCUCUUCACCUCCUCCCCGCCCAGCGGCCUUCCGCCAGCCUCACCCUCCACCGGUGCCGUCGCCGCGAUUGCUCCUGCGGUCGCAAAUCCGGCGGCGAAUCUCCCCCCAAGAUCAUGUUCCCCUGCGUCAGGAUCAACGUCGCCAAGCACGCGGCUUUCGACUUCCUCCUCCGCCUCUUCCGCUGCGCCCGUCUCGUCCUCCGCCAUUCCUCUAUCCUCGCUCUCCGCUUCUUCCCUUACCGGACCGUCGAACCUCUCUCCGCGGCCGCUAACGGCGCCGACGCUGUCAAGUAGCCGGUCGGAUGAGGCGCCGGUGAGUUCCUCCCGUGGGCUGCGGCUAGCGUCGUUUAUCACGGGCACCGGGGGUAGCAUCAAGGAGCGAAGCGCUUCUUCAUCCUCCGCCGCCACAGUCUCCGCCGCCUCGGCUGCGGCGGCGGCUCUGCCCGUAGACGCAAGCAGUGGGGCGGGGGCUUUAGAAUCCCGACAGAACUCUCACAGCAACCAUCACCACCAGCAGUCGCAGCAGGCACAGCAGCAGCAGCAGAGUUUAUCGCCUAGUGGUCGGCAGUCAGUCCCGUUCCAAAUCGACCAAUCGCGCUUGUCCCCUCGGCCUCUCUCCGCCGUUCCGCUUCCUGAAGCCGCGGAUUCCCCCUCUGGCGGGGCUGCCGCAGUUGGAGCCUCGGCUAGUAGUGUCGGCUCUGGUGUUAGUGGCGGUUCUAGUGGUAGCUUGGCCGCUAAGACUCUUCCAAGUAUUCCGUCAGUCUCGGAUUUGUUAGUCAUUCCUUCCGCCUCAUCCUCCUCCUCUCCCACCGUUUCCUCCUCAGCAAUCUCUUUGUCCUCGUCCUCCUCCUCUGCCUCCUCCUCUUCCUCCUCCUCUUCCUCCUCUUCCUCCGCUUCCUCCUCUUCCUCUUCCUCUUCUUCCUCUUCCUCCUCUUCUUCCUCUUCUUCCUCAUCCACCUCUUCCUCCUCUUUCUCGUCCUCCUCUUCCUCCUCUUCCUCGUCAUCUUCCUCCUCGUCCACCUCUUCCGCUCCCUCUUCAUCCUCAUCCUCUUCCUCCUCCUCCUCGUCUUCAUCCUCCUCUCUUCGUCGUAAGCCGACGGGUAGCUCCACCGAUAUCGCCACAUUAGGGUUCGACGCACGUGCAGCCGCAGCUGCAGCCGCCGCAGCUGCGCACGCCCUCCCCACUCCCCCAACCGCGUCCACUCUCCCCGCACCACCCCCCCCUACUGCCCUCCCCGCCGCUCCCCCAGCUAGUGCCACCAGCAGCGCAAUUAGCGCGGGCGGGGGGAAAUCGGGGGGAAGUCAGGGGGGCUUGUCCACUGGGGGGGAAGCCGCCAAAGCGGACGAGGGGGGAAGCCGUUCCGUCUUAUCCCGCUCCCGCGUGCGUACAGCGCAACCUCUUUCCCUCCCCCCGCCGUUGCUCUCCUCCUCCUCGCUCCCGGCCCAAGCCAGCCGCCCAGGCGGACCAGACGUGUCAGGAUUAAGUAGUACUCUGGUCGCGCUAGGCGCAGGGCCGGGGGCGUCGUUACUUAAGUCGUCGCAGCAGCACGCGCAGCCGCUGCCCGCGGCGCUGCCAGCCGCGUCCCCCUCCGCCAUCCCCUCCGCACUCCCCUCCGCGCUCCCCUCCGCGCUCCCCUCACCCUCCGCGCUCCCGUCUCCCGCGGUUCCGUCUGCACUCCCUUCCGUUCCGCUCAGUAGCGCCUCUGCAGCGUCCGACGCGCAGGGAGGAGCGGGGGGAGCAGGGGGAGCGGGGGGGUCAGGAGCAGCGUCACUGGCGCGAUCGUCCGGGUCAGGGGUUGCAAGCGGUUCAAGUGGGGGACAGAAGGAUUCGAGGUCAUGCCCCGUGAAAUGGGCCAAGGGGCAGGAGCUUGGGCGCGGCAGCUACGGCACUGUGUAUGAAGGGCUCAACCUCGAUGAUGGGAGCUUCUUUGCAUUGAAGGAGGUCCCACUGAACGGGGAUCCGGCCCUUGCGCAGGAGAUAGAGCAGGAGGUGGAGCUGAUGAGUCGUCUGCAGCACCCCAACAUAGUGCGCUACCUGGGCACGUGUCACCGCAGUGGAACGCUCUACAUCUUUCUGGACCUGGCCAAGGCGUCGCUAGCGUCCAUGCUGAAGAAGUACGAGCGCUUUGGCGACGCGCUCAUUCGCACGUACACGCGCCAGAUCCUGCACGGGCUCGCGUACCUGCACAUGCAGAACACCAUGCACAGGGACAUCAAGUGCGCCAAUGUGCUCGUGGACUCCCUGGGUCAAGUCAAGCUCGCAGACUUUGGCAUGGCCAAGAAUUUGGACCGUAGCAUGAUGGCAUGCUCUACCAAGGGCAGCCCCUACUGGAUGGCUCCAGAGGUGUUGGGGGCAGUUUCAGGUGGAUACGGUCUACCUGCAGAUAUCUGGAGCCUGGGUUGCACAGUGCUGGAAAUGGCUCAGGGGAAACCGCCCUGGAGCCACUUGGAGGGGUUCUCCUUUGUGUUCAAGCUCAAGAACGGAGACCUGCCGGCCAUCCCAGACACCCUCUCCCACGAGGGCAAGGACUUUGUACUGCGCUGCCUGCGCCACAGCCCCUCCCAGCGCCCUACCGCCACAGAGCUACUCUCUCACCCUUUCGUGGCGGAGGAGGGAGGAGGGGGUGGAGGAGGGGGAGCGGCAGGGGUGCCUGUUCUUGUAUGGCGGCAGAUUUUGAGUGGAUGGGUGGGGCAGCAACAGGGGCAGGAGGAGUACCCAUGGGACAUUCUCCACAGCCUGUGA
This is a messenger RNA of Closterium sp. NIES-65, 3294 nucleotides long. The record is from the annotation of a GenBank genome assembly. Lineage: Eukaryota; Viridiplantae; Streptophyta; Zygnematophyceae; Desmidiales; Closteriaceae.